AUGGCCUUUCACAAGGCUGCAGAGACAGGCCAUGGGUGCAAAGAGGUGAGCUUGGGUACGGCUGCUUCUGCUUCUCGUCUGGUCCGUUUGGAGUCGUGCGGCCAGGCAGUGCAGCGCUUCGUUUGUACCGGCCACGUACCUGGCAACCUGCCAAUGCAGCGCCUACGGACGUGUACAUGUACUGGCGGGGAAGAGGAAAGAGCAUUUGAUGGAGAGAGUGACGCCAUUUUGUUUAUGGUUUCCGUUCAAAUGUUACGGAAUAAGGCAUGCGAUACGAGUAACAGUACAGUACGUACCGCACUUGCACCGCAUGCGUCAAACGAUAUGGGUGUGGUGGUACAGGUACCCGACCGAGAGGAUAAGAGAGCUCUUGACGGGAGCUCUCAGAAGGUAGCACCCGCCUAUCCUACCUUAAAUCUUGCCAUGCGGGACCAUUUAACGACACCCCCAACCAGACCGCCGGAGACUGAGCGAGGGUUGGACUCCUCUUUGCAAUUUUUUUUCUUCCUUGCCCUGUGGGUUUAA
Messenger RNA from Trichoderma harzianum CBS 226.95, 525 nucleotides. RefSeq lists its product as hypothetical. The coding region runs from base 1 to 525 and encodes 174 amino acids. The transcript has a single exon. NCBI's taxonomy places the organism in Eukaryota, Fungi, Ascomycota, Sordariomycetes, Hypocreales, Hypocreaceae. The record is from RefSeq and is a predicted model, not a curated record.